GUGGUGUACCAGUCUUCUCAAAGUCUUCUCCUUUGAUAAGCUUUUACAUUUCCAAGAACGACUUCAUGAAUAUGUCUAACGGAUAUACAGUGUCGGACGAAAAGAACGCUGUCUUUGAAAAGUCCUCCAGCAUUACCAGUCUCUCUAACAAUGAACAUGAGGCUGAAAAACAAGAACCACACUUUAGAGCAACUUUAGAUCCAGUCGAUGAGGUUGACGCUGUCGUUGAUCCAUUUGCCUCUCAACUUGAAAAUAAUAACGAUGCGGUCAAUUUCCGUAACAUGGGAUGGAUUAGUGCAGGUUUGCUUAUUACUUGUGAGCAAGUCGCAUUAGGUAUCUUAUCAUUCCCAUCAAACUACCACCAGCUUGGUAUGUUUGGUGGUGUUUUCUCCACUUUUUGCAUCGGUAUGCUCUGUUGGAUCACCGGUAUCUGGCUUGUAGAAUUCAAGAAGAAAUUCCCUGGUUGCCUUAACUAUGGUGACGCUGGUAGAAUUAUGUUUGGUCGAGUUGGUGGAAUUAUCUUUGGUUACGGUCUUGUUUUGAAGUCUAUUUUCAUGGCUGCUAGUCACGUUCUCUCAGGUGGUAUCGCUUUUAGAAAAAUGAUCGAUAACAACGCAUUGGUUUGCAGUAUCGUCUGGACAGUCGUUAUGGCAGUAGUAUCAUUCCUUAUGUCACUUUCACGUAGAAUGGAAAAACUUACUGCUCUUUCAAUUGCCUCUGUCACAGCUAUUCUUACUGCAUCAUUCAUCACUGUUAUUGCAACUGGUGUACAAGAUAACACUAGACUCAUUCCAGAAGGUGGUGAGCCAGUUAAAUGGUAUGCAUUCGAAAACCACGGUUUGAUCGGUACAAUUAGUGCUCUCACUGAUAUUAUUUUCGGUUGGGGUGGUCAAGCUAUUGUUUUGACUGUUGUUAGUGAAAUGAAGAGACCAGACGACUUCAAAAAGAGUUUGGGUAUUGUUCAAGUUCUUUCCAUCACCUUCUACACUAUUGUUGGUGCAACAAUCUACUCAUUCGGUGGUCAAUACGUAACUUCACCAUCGCUUACAAUGACUGCACGUCCAGUCAUGAUUACUGCUUAUGCUAUUGCUCUCAUUUCUAUCUUUGUCGCUGGUGUUGUUCCUGUUGCUGCCGGUGCCAAGCUCGUUUACGUUCAAGCUUUCAGACACUCAAAGAGAUUAACUGAGAAGUCUUGGAGAAUGCGUUUUGCCUGGAUGGGAAUUGUUGGAUCAUUCUGGAUACUUGGAUGGGUCAUCGCGAACCUCAUUCCAUUCUUUAGUGAAAUGCUUUCAAUUAUUAGCUCAAUUUUCAGUGUCUGGUUUGCACUUGGAUUGCCAGGUAUCUGUAUCUUGCAUUUGUACAGGAUCAACAACGCAAGCUGGCGUGAAGUAUUCACCUGGAAGCGUAUUCCAGUUAUUGCACUCGCAGUCUUAUGCAUCUGCUUUAGUGCAGUCAUUACGCCACUUGGUAUUUACUCAGCUGCUGAAAAGAUCAAGGAAGGUUAUUCAAGUGGAGAAUUCGGUGGUCCAUUCACCUGUGCAUCCUAAGUACAUUAUUGCUUGAAAAUAAGAUAUCAUGACACGCAACGAAGAUUAUAAUUAUAGACAGAAAGCAAGGAUUGCUUGAAUAAUACAUUACUGAUUCAUAGAUUGGGAUAAUUGUUUAUCAUGUAAAUUUACUAUACAAUUAACAACGU
Molecule: messenger RNA, 1696 nt
Organism: Wallemia mellicola CBS 633.66
Lineage: Eukaryota; Fungi; Basidiomycota; Wallemiomycetes; Wallemiales; Wallemiaceae
Exons: 5
Coding region: 72-1547 (491 amino acids)
Biological process (GO): amino acid transmembrane transport
Cellular component (GO): vacuolar membrane
Molecular function (GO): amino acid transmembrane transporter activity
Source: RefSeq, a predicted model, not a curated record